AUGGCCCACCCUGGGAGUUUAGACAACCAAAUGGCCUUGGGCUCCUGGCGGUUUAAGGUUACAGCAGCCAGGGAAGAGGGAUACAAAAUAUCUAUCUGUACCGGCUCGGCGAGCCCCGGGGACCAAGCGCGCAGCCGCCUCCACGCCGGGCCGCGAAGGGCAGCGCGGACACGUGGUGCGCGGGGAGGCAGGCGCGCGGGGGGCGGGGGCGCGGGGUUGCCACGCGGCGCAGACGGACGGCAGGAGCGGAGGCGCGUGGACGCGGGCGGCUCACCACCAGACCGACAGACCGGGGCCGAUAGACGACCAGGCUGCAGGGCCCGAAAGCAGCACAAGCUGCGGCGACCCGGGGCGGAGAGAGGCGGCUGGAGGAGCCACCGCUCCAUUUAUACCCGCCCCGGGCGCUGCUGGUCGAAGGGCGCCUCGCGACCUGGGCGCAGUCUUGCCCGCCCACUCCGCCCGGGGGCCCGAGGCGGGGCGGCCACGCGAGAGAGACCUGGCGCGGCCGCGCUGUGCUACAGCGACCCCUGGCGUGCGGAGGACCGCUCUGCGGCGGAGGGGGUUGCUGUGCAGACUCAAGAGCCUCUGGCCGUUCCAAUGGUCUUGCAAACAGCUCGCCUCCCCCGAGUAAAACCCAUAGAUAAUUUAACACACCCAUAUGCAUAAUGUGAACAAACAAUAUAUUGCUUAAUUGUAA
Messenger RNA from Artibeus jamaicensis (Jamaican fruit-eating bat), 697 nucleotides. RefSeq lists its product as uncharacterized. NCBI's taxonomy places the organism in Eukaryota, Metazoa, Chordata, Mammalia, Chiroptera, Phyllostomidae. The transcript is spliced from 4 exons. The record is from RefSeq and is a predicted model, not a curated record. The coding region runs from base 1 to 666 and encodes 221 amino acids.